AGAGUGGUCAUUUGAGGAAUUCAAUUAUUUCAAUUUUUUUUCCCUUGAAACUCUUUUAAAUAAGCAGCAAUUGUUGGUGCCUAAAUUUUCUCCUUAAAUCUCAAAUCACAAAAACACCUAUUCUCCUGAGUACUAAAGAAAAGGAAUCUUAAUUUUAGAGUAACUGUAACAAAAUUCAGCAAAUAUGGAAGCCAACAGGGGCCAGAACGGUAUUCAACAGCUGCUAGCUGCGGAACAAGAUGCUCAGCACAUUGUCAAUGCUGCAAGAAAUGCAAAAAUGGCUAGACUGAAACAGGCCAAGGAAGAGGCAGAGAAAGAGAUUGCUGAAUAUCGUGCUCAAGUAGAGUAUGAGUUCAAGAAGAAGGUGGCGGAGAGUAGCGGAUACUCGGGGGCUAAUGUGAAGCGGCUCGAGACUGAAACAGAUGCAAAGAUCAAUCACUUGAAAAACGAAGCUGCAAGGAUAUCUCAUGAUGUUGUACAGAUGCUUUUGAAGAAUGUGACAACUGUGAGGAACUAGGGGGUCUUCCAUGAAGACUGAUGGUUUAAUUUUCUACAACAUUCUAUCAAUUCCCAAAACUCAGAGCUCAUGCUUAGGAACAAUUUUAUGUCAUUAUUUUAUGAUUUGUUGUUAUUUUUGUUUGUGCCAUGUUCCUGUUCUGAAAUAAACUCCAAUGUGUGCCUUCUAGAAA
Messenger RNA from Gossypium arboreum, 689 nucleotides. RefSeq names its product V-type proton ATPase subunit G1-like. Gene Ontology annotation, molecular function: proton-transporting ATPase activity, rotational mechanism. Lineage: Eukaryota; Viridiplantae; Streptophyta; Magnoliopsida; Malvales; Malvaceae. The coding region runs from base 185 to 517 and encodes 110 amino acids. Gene Ontology annotation, biological process: proton transmembrane transport. The transcript has 4 exons. The record is from RefSeq and is a predicted model, not a curated record. Gene Ontology annotation, cellular component: vacuolar proton-transporting V-type ATPase complex.